CAUUGUAGAAAAACAUAAUAUUGCGUCAUUGUUAUUGUGGUAGCUGGAGCUCCAGCAGUUGACAAGAGAUUUCACCCUCGAACGCCGCGUGCCAUGUCGCUCCAAAAGAACAUGUCGUCGGACGAGAGUUUGCAAGGUUCCUGGGUGGAGCUGCAUUUCAGUGGCUCUCAGAGCACCGGCCAUCACGGGAGCCAGGAGCGAAUCUUCACGUCCGUGCAGGAGGAGGGUGACGUGGAGAAAAUGCUGCUGGACGCGCAGCACGAGUCGGGCAGGAGCAGCUCCAGGGGAAGCUCUCAGUGCAACAGCCCGCUGAGAGCCCAGACCCCCCUUCUACUGUGGAGAGGCUCAGAGAACAGCUCACAGUCAGAUGAAGACUUCCAAGAAAGAAGACGUGAAGUAGAGAACGCGAUGAAGAACAACGCUGACUGGAUCAGGGACUUGUCCAGUCGACCUGAGAAUAAUCCACCAAAGGAGUUCCUGCUGAAGUACCCUAAGCGCUCGACCUCGCUCAGCAUUAGGAACACCAGCGUCAUGAAGAAGGGAGGCGUUCUCUCUGCUGACUUUCUGAAGCUUUUCCUUCCUUCAUUAAUCAUUUCUCACAUACUUGCUGUUGGCUUAGGGAUAUAUAUCGGGAAGCGUCUGACCUCCCACAACACCUACUGAGUAGGAGGAUGGUGGUGUGUUGCGACACCUUGAUGUGACCAUCGAUGCAUGCCUUAAAGUGGGACCUUCUGAUGACCGAAGGAGAUGUGGUCAUGUGACGCGGUCCACAUUUAGCUCACACAAGCGUGGAUCUUCCAUUGCUGUGUCGUGGCGUCUGCUCCAGAACACAACAGUGACCAAUCCUCUGCUCCCAGCUGUGGCGUCUGGCCUGGGGAUGACCGUUCCGCUGCUUCCUGCUCCUUCAAUCUGCAAGUUAGGGAACUUUAGUGCACGCCUUUUGCCUUUCUCGUUUUGCGGUGAGAAAUCACUUUUUGAUUUCAAAUGAUGUAUCAAAUGAUUUUAUUUUUUAAUCAGCUUUGAAAAGUGUUUUGAGCAUUAUUAAGCACGGAUAUGGUCCACUGUGUUCAUCCAAUGCAAAAUAAAAGUUGAAAAUACA
Molecule: messenger RNA, 1099 nt
Organism: Cyclopterus lumpus (lumpfish)
Lineage: Eukaryota; Metazoa; Chordata; Actinopteri; Perciformes; Cyclopteridae
Gene: bnip4
Product: BCL2 interacting protein 4
Exons: 6
Coding region: 94-663 (189 amino acids)
Biological process (GO): mitochondrial outer membrane permeabilization; positive regulation of apoptotic process
Cellular component (GO): nucleus; mitochondrial outer membrane; mitochondrial envelope
Source: RefSeq, a predicted model, not a curated record